This is a messenger RNA of Camellia sinensis, 644 nucleotides long. The record is from RefSeq and is a predicted model, not a curated record. Lineage: Eukaryota; Viridiplantae; Streptophyta; Magnoliopsida; Ericales; Theaceae.
UUUUUCCAGAGUUAGCUAUUGGCUUUGAGGAUCCUCGUGUGCAACUGCAUAUUGCUGAUGGUAUGUGGAAAAGAUGUUCUAAUUAUUUUUUACAUGCAGUUUAGUGAAUAUGUGCAUCUGAAAUCUUAUUAUCCAUUUUAUAUGGAUCCAUUAAUCUAGGUUAUUAAUAAUUUUACGUAAUUAACGCCCCUAAUUGUAUAGCUGAUUAUAUAGCUAGACUUUCUUGUUGAUCUUCUUUUCAUUUUUGUGGCAGCUGUUGAAUUUUUACGGAAUGUACCUAAAGGAAAGUAUGAUGCAAUUAUUGUUGAUUCAUCAGACCCUGCAGGUUGAUAACUUGGAAUUUCUGAGGCAAAUGAGGAUCAACCCAAUAAAGGUUGCCAAAGCAUUAGUGGAAGUGUUUGCUGAAAAGAUCUUGAUGAAUAUGGGUGCAAGGUGUUAUGCCAGUUCAUUGAUAGAGUGGAGAAACACCCGAGCAAGAAAAUUGAUGAGAAGAUUGGCCAGUUCUGGAUUGUAUUUUUUUCAUAAAAGAACUUUUUUCAAGUUUUUAGUUGUAAUAACUUUUACAUGUAGCUCAAAUUUUGAGACUCAAAUAGAAUGUUCAAUAAAACUAUAAUGCUAUACUGUCUGAAUUCUUGUCAUUGUUA